Messenger RNA from Sorex fumeus (smoky shrew), 904 nucleotides. It is a transcript of the gene RASL12, whose product is annotated as RAS like family 12. Bases 102 to 902 code for a protein of 266 amino acids. Gene Ontology annotation, molecular function: GTPase activity; GTP binding. NCBI's taxonomy places the organism in Eukaryota, Metazoa, Chordata, Mammalia, Eulipotyphla, Soricidae. The transcript is spliced from 5 exons. The record is from RefSeq and is a predicted model, not a curated record.
UCGAGCCGAGCGGCAGUGGGCGCGGGCAGGGCCGCGGGUGCCGGGAGUCGCGCCUCGCGGCCGGGGGCCUCCUCCGAGCUCCGGGCCCGCGCUCGCUCGCCAUGUCCUCGGUGUUCGGGAAGCCCCGUGCGGGCGGCGGGCCGCAUGGUGCUCCCCUUGACAUCAACCUGGCCGUCCUGGGGCGCCGCGGGGCGGGCAAGUCCGCACUGACUGUGAAGUUUCUGACCAGGAGGUUUAUCAGUGAAUACGACCCCAACUUGGAGGACACCUACAGCUUGGAGGAGACUGUGGACCACCAGCCUGUCCACCUGAGAGUCAUGGACACCGCAGACCCGGACAUCCCCCGGAACUGUGAGCGCUAUCUGAACUGGGCACAUGCCUUCCUGGUGGUGUACAGCGUGGACAACCGCCAGAGCUUCGAGAGCAGCAGCAACUACCUGGAGCUCCUGGCUCUGCACGCCAGAGAGACGCAGCGUGGCUGCCCGGCCCUGCUCCUGGGCAACAAGUUGGACAUGGCGCAGUACAGGCAGGUAACAGAGGCAGAGGGCGCGGCGCUGGCAGCCAGAUUCGGCUGCCUGUUCUUCGAGGUGUCCGCCUGCCUGGACCACGAGCAUGUGCAGCACGUCUUCCACGAGGCGGUGCGGGAGGCCAGGCGGGAGCUGGAGAAGAGGCCCCCUACCCGGCCCCUCUUCUCCCUGGAGGAGCGGUUCCCGACCCAUCAGGCCCCACUGGCUGCCGGCCACAGCCUGGCCAGCUGCACCUUCAACACACUUUCUACCGUCAGCCUGAAGGAGAUGCCGGCUGUGGCCCAGGCCAAGCUGGUCACCGUGAAGUCUUCUCGGGCCCAGAGCAAGCGCAAGGCACCCACACUGACUCUGCUGAAGGGCUUCAAGAUCUUUUGAGG